Bursaphelenchus okinawaensis is the source of this 1207-nucleotide messenger RNA. NCBI's taxonomy places the organism in Eukaryota, Metazoa, Nematoda, Chromadorea, Rhabditida, Aphelenchoididae. The record is from the annotation of a GenBank genome assembly.
AUGAAAAAACUUCAAACCACAUUACUACUACUACUAAUACUCAAUAUUCAUCGCUCCUCCGCGUGUAUUGGCGGAGGCGGCGGCGGAGCAGCGUGUUGUCCAUCAGCUGCUGCUUCAUGUGCUCCUUCGGUGCCUGUUUGUCCUGGUGGAAGGUAAUUUUAAUAGAGGUUUAUCUUUACUUUACAGUUAGUCUGUAACAUCCUUAUUAGAGCCCUAUUAUCUUAGCUCUAAGAUUACAUUAGCCCUAAUUAAUCUUGUCAUUUUCAGUUACGCCUCCUCCUACGCGGGUGGCUCCUACGCAGCUCCACAACAAAGCUACCCCCGCCCUCUACCAGCCCCAUCACCAAGUGGGUGUGGUGGUGCCUCGACCGGUUGUGGAGCAUCAGCUCCAGCACCACAAAUUAGUAUAAUCUCCCCACCUCUCGCUCAACCACCCCCACCUCCACCACCACCUCCACAUUACAUCUCCUCGCCAUCGUAUGCUCCGCCACCUCCACCACCCCCGCCGGCAUCGGCUCCAGUUGGCUCUAGUGGGUCUUAUGCUCCUCAGAAUCUACCGCCACCUGAUCCGGCUAGCGAAAUUGAGAACAGCUACGACGACUUCAGGGAGGAACAUACUAAUGGUGCUGGUGGGGUUUAUGGCAAACCAAACAGUUAUGAUCAAGGAUGUAAGUUAAGGACUGGGAAGGGGGGGGGGGUAAACUUCUAUUUAGGUUUGGGGAGGGGGUACAAAAAAAAAUUAAAUGUUCUAGCUAUAUUAAUAUCCACCCCCAAUAUUCCAGCAUAUUCCCCAUCAACCCCCGCCUCCACCGACUACACCGUGCAAGAGCCUCCGCCGCCUCCGCCAGCUCCGAUCGACCAGAAACCGAGCUAUGAAGGCAAAACGCCCGCCGACACCGGCUACACCUCCACCGUGGGCGACUCUACCGACGAUGCGGCCGCGACCAACAAUGUGAAUGUUGAAGUCGAUGAAGCAUCGUUGAACUGCGAGGAUUCUGAACUGCGGAAGAUCGUGGAGACGUCGCUUGUGUCAUCUGGAGACAAUUUGGAUGCGGCCAGGAAGAUUGAAUCCGAAGCUGCGGCCAAGUUCGGCGGCAGAUUCAAUUCGAUCGUGUCGAAUUCGGAAUUUGCAUAUGUGAAUUGGUAUGGCAAAAGAAACUGUCAGUUGCGUGUGAACGAUCGGCAUUCAUUAACGUGGGAGGAUUAG